Messenger RNA from Mucor velutinosus, 1677 nucleotides. RefSeq lists its product as uncharacterized. Gene Ontology annotation, cellular component: transcription factor TFIIIC complex. The coding region runs from base 1 to 1677 and encodes 558 amino acids. Gene Ontology annotation, molecular function: RNA polymerase III type 2 promoter sequence-specific DNA binding; RNA polymerase III type 1 promoter sequence-specific DNA binding. The record is from RefSeq and is a predicted model, not a curated record. Gene Ontology annotation, biological process: transcription initiation at RNA polymerase III promoter. Lineage: Eukaryota; Fungi; Mucoromycota; Mucoromycetes; Mucorales; Mucoraceae. The transcript is spliced from 8 exons.
AUGUCAGGUCAUGAACCAAGUCCACUCAUUCCCAUUGAAAAAAAGAAGUUCCUGUGUGUGGAAUACCCGGGUUACGUAAAGAAACCAGAGCGAGCCAUCAAGACAUUAGGGGGAGAGAGUGCGUUGAGCGAAGCAUUAUCAAACAACUGGCAAGUUCAAUUGAGAUACAGAGCUAAAGACAUCUUUUCGCACCCGAUCAAUGGUGAUGUACUGGACUCAUGCAAACUGCUGGUUAAGGUCACUAGACGAGUCAAGAGGAGCAAAAAGACGGGAGAGGUUGUGGAGGACGAUUCGCCAUGGCAGCAUCAAGUCGUAGGCACUGUGGAGAAAACCGUGCGAUUCAGAGCGCUGGCUGAUUUCCAGUACAUUGUUCCCAAAGACGACAAGAUACGGCAAUUAAAGACAGCUAUAAGCGGUGGAGAUGUGGAAACAAUCAUGAAUUACAAGAUACCUGUUGAUGACGAUGACUUUGAGAAUCUUCGCAACAUUCCACCUCCCGUAUUUACAACUGUAGAAACACCAUUCAACUAUAGCUAUAAACAGAAUGCUUCUGUGGUUCGAGUGAGAGUGAGACAGCCUGAUGGAUCAUUCAGCAUCAAGUUGAUUAAUCGCAAUAAAUACCAAGCCCUAGAGACCACAAGCAUACAGUACGAAGACGAGAACGUCCCUUCUAAAUCAUGGCACAACCUGAAGCCUCCAGUCGCAGAUUUGGAGAUCGAGGCAAUUCAAGCUACCAAAGACUUGUUUGAAGAGCGUCCUAUUUGGUCUCGUUUUGCAAUCAAAAACAAAUUGGAUGUCAAAUAUCACAAGUUGAUAAAGAAGGCGCUUGCACACGUAGCUUACACAUUUCAAAACGGUGCCUGGCGUGAUGCCUGGAUCAAGUAUGGCUUGGAUCCGAGGAAAGAUCCCAAAUACUACAUUUAUCAGCUAGUGGACAUCAGACGAUUUGUAAAAGAAGGGUCGCAAAGGAAGAUCAUGUCGAGAAGAGCAAACCCAAAUGCCAUUCGAACGAGAGGCUCACACGUUCAGUCCAAUGUGGAACCAGAUCAGCAUUUAUUUGAUGGUAUAAGAAAGCCUGGCUCAUCUUCUGUGUAUCAAUUCUGCGAUAUUACAGAUCCUGAUAUUAUGCCUCUCUUCCAGAACCCAGAUCAUCGCAAGGAGUAUACCACGAAAUACUCUGGGUUUCUCUACAAUUGCGUUUUCGAGCGUCUGCGAAAAAACCUCAAGAAGAAGUAUGCUGAAUUACUGGACAAGGGUGUCGCUCAGCGUAUACACAACAUCGAUGCAGGAUUAGCUGAAGAGAUAGCCAAAGAGAUUGCUUCCCAGAAAGAUAAUAAUGGAGACGAACAGGGUUAUGAAGUGGAUGUAGAGGAGGACGAUAACAUGUUGACAGAUGCUGAUGUUCGGAAGGCAGCUACAUAUGCCAUCCAUGCUGUAAAUAAUGGCGAAGGGUCGAGUAAACGAUUGCAAGAAUUUGCAGAUGAGUAUAUCGACCAGUUGGAAUCGGCAAACAAAAGUCUGGCCAAUGAUCUUGAAGACAUUGAUUUGGACAUGAUUGACACAUUCGAAGAGUUUGAUGAUGAUGACGAUUUCAAUGAACUGGAGGAUGAGGAACCCAUGACCAGCAACAGCCAGCGAACUGAAGACAUGGAUGGCGAUGUAGAGAUGAAAGAAUAG